Molecule: messenger RNA, 3920 nt
Organism: Boleophthalmus pectinirostris (great blue-spotted mudskipper)
Lineage: Eukaryota; Metazoa; Chordata; Actinopteri; Gobiiformes; Gobiidae
Gene: adgrf3b
Product: adhesion G protein-coupled receptor F3b
Exons: 18
Coding region: 52-3141 (1029 amino acids)
Biological process (GO): cell surface receptor signaling pathway; G protein-coupled receptor signaling pathway
Cellular component (GO): membrane
Molecular function (GO): G protein-coupled receptor activity
Source: RefSeq, a predicted model, not a curated record
AUCUACACUACAUGCCUCUAGUUUCUCUGCUGAGCUAAUAUUACAGGAACAAUGUGGGCCAAAGGAUACAUAUUUCUCAUUGGGGCUUGUUACUUCUAUUCAGAGAUCCUAAGCUCGCAACAUGCUUCAGCAGAGGACAUUUACCUGGCGGAGUUGAUGGUGGAGAGUAAUGUCACUUUGGAGGUGACUACCAUUUUGGAGAUCCUAAAAAACAUCACUACCAUCACUGUGAUAGACUCGGCUCAAAAUUCACAUGAAGUGACCUUCAUCGACACUGAGAGCGUGGCAGAAUGCCUGAUUGUUGGAGUGGAGACCUCUUGUAACUGUUCCACUGGAUAUAUCUGGAGCAACGAGGUGUGUUACAACUAUAACUGCUGUCGUGAGACCACCUGUUACCAGAAUGUGUCCUACAUCAGCCCCCUCUGCAUCCCCAAAAUACCAGUUUACGUCAACGGCUCGGUGACGAUGAACACGCGUGCUUGGGUUACCGCAGAUGAAACCAUAGCUAAAACUGAAUUUGAAAAAUUGAAUGGCUUUGAGUCAAUGAACUUUACAGGACUGAGCUUAUCUGGUAUGCUGGUCGAGUUUGAAGUUGGACUCAGUGUUAAAUUUGCUACAUCCCGACUACAGACCAUCAUUAAUGAGCUGCAGACCAUCCUGGCAGCAUACAUACGUGUGGACACUACUGGCCUGGUGACUAUUGAAUCCCCUCAGUAUAAAGUGUGCUACCAGUCAAGUCCAAUCCUGAAAUGCACUUUUGAUGAGAUGACAGACAAAGCCGGCUGGAACAUGAGCACCACGUACGAACGCUUUGAGCUGAACAAUGGCAGUGUGGUGAUGCUGGACCAUGCUUGUAAGAACCUGGCCAACCCCUCGUGUGUGGCAGUCACCCUGAAGGCAGUGACGGGCGUCUGGGAAGGGACCUAUGAAUGCGGAUUUACCAAGGGCUCAGUGCGUCACACAGCCAAAGCUUACCUGAGCGUGGCCAGACUCCCAGACUCCAUCUUACUCACCACAAACCCCAUCACAGGAGACUGCUCAAACAAGGCAGAGACAGACUCUAUUAAUGUGAAUGUCACUGCCACCGUACUGAAGACAAACAAUACUUACGACUUCACCUGGAAAUACAACACAAAUGGGGCAAAGGUCCAACCUGUAGAUGUAGACAAAAACUCCAAAUAUACUUUCAUCAUAAAGAUCCUCUGUACGCCGGUUUCGAACGCACAAACUGUCACUGUGACUUUUAAAAAUGACAUCAACCAAACAAAGUCAGCCACAGUGACUAUCCCUGUCAUCUACGGUGGGGCAAAGUUUUGUAAAAAUGAAACAGUAGAUGGAGUCUUUUGGCCCAAGACACCAGCAGGGGACACAGCAGUAAAUAACACUUGCUCAGCAGGCAGAGUGGGCUUCAAGACGCGCACCUGUAUGGGCACAAUGUGGGAUACAGUUUUUGACUCCUGUGUCAACCAGGAGCUCAACAAAAUCUCCAAUGCAGCAGACAGUUUUCUGAAAGGCUUGGGUGCAACAGAAGAUGUCGCUCUGGACAUAUUCAGUGGUCUUGACAACAACACAUUAUCUAGUGGUGGAGAUGGAGACAACAUAGCAGACCUCUCAGCAUCCAUUAAUGUGAUGGACAUGAUGGCACAGGCAUCCAAAAAUAUUCCCUUGGGAGAGAAAGUCCUCCCUUCUUUUGUCAAUGCUGCUAGCAACAUGUUGAACAAGACCUGGACUAAAGUUAAUACCAGCCUUCUCCACAACAUGUCUGCCAAUUACCUUCAAUCUUUGGAGGGGCUGGUGCAAAAUAUUGGUGUGAACAUGUCAAACAACAAUACCGACUACAACACGCCCAACUUGGAUCUGAAAUACUGCAUGGGAGACGACUGCAGCGUUAACGUUUUUGGAGUCAACGUCAACCUGAACAAGUCCAGCGGUAUUAUGAAAACAGUUGCCGUUAAAAAUCUUAUGCAUAAACUGAAAAACACCUAUAAGAAGUCGUCCGUCACCGAGCUUUUGGUAUCAACCACUCUGGAAAACAACAGCGACUCCAGCAUUCAAAUCAAAAUGGCUUUCACUGCAACUCCUGGCGAAAACCAAGUACCAUAUUGCGUUUUCUGGGACACCAAGAUGAAAGAUUGGGAUGAUAUGGGGUGCAAAGUAGUCAGCGAGGGUAACAAAAGCGGCGUGUUUUGCGAGUGUUCUCAUCUUACAUCGUUUUCCGUGCUGAUGGCUCGUGGUGAUGUCUCGAAUCCUAUUCUUGAUGUGAUAACCUAUGUGGGACUGGCAGUAUCCAUCGUAUCUCUUAUCAUCUUCCUCAUCAUCGAGUAUUUGGUGUGGUCCGCCGUGGUUAAAACUAAAUUAUCUCACUACCGGCAUACUUGCAUGGUUAAUAUCGCGUUCUUCUUAUUGCUCGCGGACAUAUGCUUCCUUGCCUCGGUCGAUCCGCCAGGUCUGUCCGACGAUAUGUGUCUGGUCUUGACCAUUUGCAAGCACCUUUUCUUCACGGUUAAAUUUUGCUGGAUGUUGUGUCUAAGCGCCAUGCUCGUCCACCAGCUAAUCUUCGUCUUCAAUCCUCUUCGGAAAAAAGUCUUCAUGUUCUUUUCCAGCCUCGUUGGCUACAUGUUCCCUAUUGUAAUGGUGGGAUCCAGUUACAUUUACUACAGGUACACUGGCAAGCCCUACCAUAACAAGGACACGUGCUGGCUGACCUAUGAGCGCCUCCUAGUGGGCUCUUUGCACGCUUUUCUUCUGCCCAUUGGAACCAUUCUCCUGUCCAAUAUCUUCUCCAUGGGUGUUGUGAUCGUGACCCUGCUCAAGUCUUCCAAAAAUGACAGCAGCAAAGCAGAUGAGAAGGACACAGCCAAAAGCAUCAUUAAAGUCAUACUAGUGCUGGCUCCAGUGUUCGGUGUGACAUGGUCCAUUGGUUUCUGUCUGGUCGUGUUCAAUACAUCCAACCCUGCCUAUCCCUUUUUCAACUACACCUUCACCAUCGUCAAUUCCUUCCAGGGCCUUUUUGUAUUGUUUACCGGGUUCUUGUCAGAGAAGAAGGUCAAAGAUGAGCUGACUAGGAUUGUGUUUGGCAAAGGGGGCUCAAGUGACAGCACCAAGAAUCUCACCUCCACCAUGUACACAAAGGACAAGUGAGAUCAGACUGAGAAGGAGGAAAAGAGAAGCAACAAAACUCAAGUGACCCCAGCAGUGAUUCUAGCAAUAACAAACAGUAGCAAACUUGUGAUUCUGAAAUUUAUGUCUGAGACAUAAUAAUUAUUUGAGAAUAAUAAUUUUUUAAAGCCCUUCUGCGGAAUAUUUCACCCAAUACGACUUCAAAAAACUGCUCUUUUGGUUUAAGUCACAGUUUGACUUUAUGUAUUUUAUUUAUUAUACUAUAUUUACAUUAUUAUUCUAGUAGCAUUGCAUGUGUGUGUUUGCACAUUAGGAUCAUGUUUGGUAUUGUUGUUUUUUAUCAGAGAUGUGUGACAGUUUAUAAGCUCCUGUACAGUAGGGGCACGUUACCCGAAAUGUUCCGCAGUGUGGCUUUUACAGUUUAUCUCCAUGUUUAAGUUAACUGGUAUUGCUCACAAUUAUCUUAUUAUUAAAUGACAGUUAUGGUCAUUUAAGCUUUUAGAGUUAGAUUCUGAGAGAAAAAAUGACAUCCUUACAGACACUAUAGACACUACACAGACAGCUAUAGAAGGUUCAUUAAAAGUUGGAGAAGAGUGGGUUUAGAAGAAGCAAUAAUUUAAAACAAGUUGAUGUAGUAUCUGUAAGAGGUACAUAGCUUAGAAUGCUUGUUGAGUUGGUUUGACAAAGAUAAAAAUGUUUAAUGUGAAAAGAUAGUUAGUUUAAACUAUAUUUAUUUAUUUAUUCUCCUAUUUGUAGACAGAUGACUGUAUCUAUAUGUGCUGCUGUGUAAAACAUGUUUA